Molecule: messenger RNA, 495 nt
Organism: Naegleria gruberi
Lineage: Eukaryota; Heterolobosea; Eutetramitea; Acrasida; Naegleriidae
Exons: 1
Coding region: 1-495 (164 amino acids)
Source: RefSeq, a predicted model, not a curated record
AUGGCUAACAACAAGAAAGGUGGACUAUUGGAUAAAAUUAAAAAGGUGGAAAAACAAAAGAAGAUGCAAACUAAUCCGAUUGCAGCAAAUGCAACCGAUAAAAAGAAGAAGGAAAAAUUGAAGGAGACUAUAAAUACUCAAAAAACAAAUAAUAACAAUUCAAAGAAAGUAUCGGAAAAACAAGAAAAGAAAGUAGAAAAGAAAUCGGAAAAUGUAGAAAAGAAAAAGGUGGAGAAAAUUGAUGAUAUUUUUGAAAAUGUAAAGACUGAAAUUAAGGAGAAUAGAAAAAUUGAAAAAUUGAAAAAGAAAGAAGAGGCCAAACAAGCUGCUGCUUCAUCUAGUACUUCAGCAGAUGACCUUUUCGAAAGUAAUGAAGAUUUUGCAAGUCAAAAUAAGAGACAAGGAAAAAAGACAAUUGAUGGUUUGAUUGUUUAUCAAGCUGAUGAGCUUAAAAUUGGAAGAGGAGGAAAUACUGACCUGUGUCCAUUCGAGUAA